AUGGCCCAGCGCCUGCACAGUCCCCUGCUCCUGCUGGCUGCUCUGGCCCUGGCCCUGGCUGUGAACUCCCAGAGAAACUCCAAAGUCGGAGCCCCAUGGGAUGCAGAUGUCAAUGACAAGGAUGUGCAGGAGGCACUAAAAUUUGCCCUCAGCGAGUACAACAAGGCAAGCAACGAUGAGAACCACAGCCGUGUACUGCAGGUGAAGAGUGCCCAGAAGCAGGUUGUGGCUGGAAUAAACUAUUUUCUGGAUGUGGAGAUAGGCCGAACCAAAUGCACCAAGUCCGAGCCCAACAAAGAGAGCUGUCCCUUCUAUGAACAGCCAGACUUGCUGAGGAAAAAGCUCUGCUCCUUCCAGAUAUACACUGUCCCCUGGCUGAGCGAGAAAUCCCUGGUGAAGUCCCACUGCCACGAUGCAUAG
This is a messenger RNA of Puma concolor (puma), 420 nucleotides long. Its product is annotated as cystatin-C-like. The record is from RefSeq and is a predicted model, not a curated record. Gene Ontology annotation, molecular function: cysteine-type endopeptidase inhibitor activity. Gene Ontology annotation, cellular component: vesicle; cytoplasm. Lineage: Eukaryota; Metazoa; Chordata; Mammalia; Carnivora; Felidae.